CACGUACUUGUAGCCACUUCGAAAACAAACAAACAUGGCAACCACACAGCUGCUUGCUAAAGUAGGAAAAGAUUUAGUUUAUCCCUACUUUUCCAGAAAAAAAGAAGGGGAAUGGGAUAAUAAUUUUGUUUUUAUACAAGCUGCAGAUACACAAUUUGGACUUAUUGAUAAUUGGGCUGGAAAUCCUAUCGAAACUAGAAAUUGGGAUGAAGAAAUUAAACUAACAAAACAAGCUAUUAAUCUUGUAAAUAAAAUGUCGCCAAGACCAAAGUUUUUUGUUGUUUCUGGAGACUUAAUUGAUGCAAUGCCAAGAACAAUGCAUCGGGCAGCACAAGAGGAAGACUUUAAGAAGAUAUUCCAAGGUUUGGAUUCGGAAAUUCCUUUGAUUUGUGUCUGUGGAAACCAUGAUGUUGGAAAUAGUCCCACAAAAGAAAGUUUAGAAAGUUAUCGCAGGCAUUUUGGUGACGACUACUUUAGUUUUUGGGUUGGAGGCGUAUUAUUUAUAGUACUAAACUCUCAACUAUACGCAGAUCACAUAAAUGUCCCAGAUGAGUAUGAAAAACAAGAUAAAUGGAUAGAUACGCAGUUAAAUAUUGUUAGAUCAAAAGAAUGUAAACAUUGUAUAGUCUUUCAACACAUUCCUUGGUUCCUUCAAACGGCUGAUGAGGAAGAUGAGUAUUUUAACAUUAAAAAAGAACCGCGUUUCAGAAUGUUAAACAAGUUUCGAGAAGCUGGAGUAAAGCAUAUCUUCUGUGGGCAUUAUCAUCGUAAUGCAGGAGGUUUAUAUGGUGAUCUCGAGGUGAUUGUAACGUCUGCUAUCGGCUGCCAGUUGGGAGAAGAUAAAUCUGGAAUGCGAAUUGUUCGUGUCUCGGAAAAUAAAAUUGAACAUAAAUAUUAUGGAUUACAGGAAUGUCCUACCUCAUUGUCACUGAAUGUGUCAGUUGACCUUCCAUGAUUUCAUGUUAAUUUGUUUUCAUAUUAUAUUCUGUGUAUGCAUAUUUUAUUUAUGUAUUUUAUAUGUUAUGUAUGCAUACUGUAUUUACAUUUUUAUUGUAAAUAUUUUUAUACACAAACAUAGUAUACCCCUUAAGAA
Molecule: messenger RNA, 1093 nt
Organism: Hydractinia symbiolongicarpus
Lineage: Eukaryota; Metazoa; Cnidaria; Hydrozoa; Anthoathecata; Hydractiniidae
Product: serine/threonine-protein phosphatase CPPED1-like
Exons: 3
Coding region: 35-955 (306 amino acids)
Molecular function (GO): hydrolase activity
Source: RefSeq, a predicted model, not a curated record